Phoenix dactylifera (date palm) is the source of this 539-nucleotide messenger RNA. RefSeq names its product outer envelope membrane protein 7. Lineage: Eukaryota; Viridiplantae; Streptophyta; Magnoliopsida; Arecales; Arecaceae. Gene Ontology annotation, cellular component: chloroplast outer membrane. The record is from RefSeq and is a predicted model, not a curated record.
GGGCCUAUUCCGGCUCCCGUCAACCGCUUGGCGCCAUUUCGCCCCCAUUCUAUAACUUCUCCGCUUCUUCCCCUUCCCUUUUCGUCCCACAGCGAGUAGCGGCGACGAGAGCGAGAGAUGGGUAGAGGAGAGCGCGAGGGCGGCGGGCUGAAGACGGCGCUGUUGGUCGCCGGAGGGCUGGUGCUCGGCUGGCUGACGAUGGAGACGGCCUUCAAACCUUUCCUUGAUCGCGUCCGCGGCUCCAUCGCCCGCUCCGAUCCCGCCAGGGACCCCGACGACGACGCCGACGGGUCCUCCGGAGUCAACGUAUCCGACGAGGACGAGAAGGCCGAGGUAGUAGCGAAAUCUGAUUAGAUCGUGUUCAUCCAUCGUACUUCGGUUAGGGUUGUGGAUCCGCGAGGGCUUUUAAUGUUUAGAAAAAAAAGUAAUAAUUUAAUGUACGAAGUGCUUCCUUGUUGACUUGCAGUGGUUAUGGGAUAAUGCGAUCUGGAUUUCUAUUCUCACUUUAAUUUUGCAAUGAGCCGUUGAUGUUUUGAUUA